Molecule: messenger RNA, 1237 nt
Organism: Gopherus evgoodei (Goodes thornscrub tortoise)
Lineage: Eukaryota; Metazoa; Chordata; Testudines; Testudinidae
Product: carbonyl reductase [NADPH] 1-like
Exons: 4
Coding region: 137-967 (276 amino acids)
Molecular function (GO): carbonyl reductase (NADPH) activity
Source: RefSeq, a predicted model, not a curated record
CCGCCCUCUCGGAUCAAUCCUUCUGGGCAGUUGCAUAAACAUCCUUGGAUCUUAGCGUAGGAGCUCGAAGCAGCUAAAGAGGCUGAGCUACAUAUUGCCAGAGUGAACUUAUUUUGCCAUCCACUAGCUCGGGAGGAUGUCCAGCACCCCAGUAGCUCUGGUGACCGGGGGCAACAAAGGGAUUGGAUUUGCUAUUGUGCGGGAUCUGUGUAAGCAGUUCACUGGGGAUGUGUACCUGACAGCCCGGGAUCCAGGACGGGGUCAGGCUGCGGUGACAAAGCUGCAGGAGGAGGGACUGAACCCACUUUUCCACCAGCUGGACAUCGACAAUCUGCAGAGUAUCCGGACUCUGCGGGACUUCCUGAAGGAGAAAUACGGAGGGCUUAAUGUGCUGGUUAACAACGCAGGGAUUGGUUUCAAAGUUGCUGAUACCACUCCAUUUGCUAUUCAAGCAGAGGUUACAAUGAGAACAAACUUUUUUGCAACAAGGGAUGUCUGCACGGAGUUGCUACCCCUCAUAAAGCCUCAUGGCAGAGUCGUGAAUGUAUCUAGCAUGGCAAGUGUAUCAGCUCUGGCAAGAUGUAGCCAGGACCUGCAGCAGAAGUUUCGUAAUGACACAAUCACUGAGGAGGAGCUAGUGAAACUCAUGACAAAGUUUGUGGAGGAUACCAAGAACGGAGUGCAUGAGAAGGAGGGCUGGCCAAAUACUGCUUACGGUGUGUCCAAAAUUGGAGUCACGGUCUUGUCCAGAAUCCAGGCCCAGAUGUUGAACAAGGAAAGGAAAGCUGAUCGAAUUCUUCUAAAUGCUUGUUGCCCUGGAUGGGUGAGAACUGACAUGGCAGGUCCCAAUGCCACUAAAAGCCCAGAGGAGGGAGCUGAGACUCCAGUUUAUUUAGCCCUUUUAGCUCCUGAUGCUGAUGGGCCUCAUGGGCAUCUGAUUAGUGAAAAGAAAGUGCAAAAGUGGUAAACUUGCCUUGACAAACCUUUAUUUGUAUGUGUGAGAUGCAGUCCAAAAACAAUAUCAGAUAUUAUUGAUUUAUUGUAGGUAUCAAUAAUUAAGCAUCUGUAAAUGUUCUUGCCAUUUCUAGUAUCUUAUUACAGUUUAUAGAAUACACAUAAGGUUUCUGCUAUUGUAAAAUAAUUGCAGUUUAGAAUAGUGCAUUAAUUAAACUGUACCUUAAUUUAGUUUUUAAAAGUAUGGAAAGUGUUGAAAUAAAAAAAGUGUAGUUUAAUAAGC